AUGUAUAAAAUUAGAGGAUGUGUUCAAAGACUUCGAACUGUAACAAAUUUUUUCCUGGCUAGUUUAUCAUUCAGCGAUAUCUUGAUGACUGUUGUUUGUAUACCAUUUACCGUUAUGAGCUCGAACGGACUGUGUAUGGAAAUGUGGGAGAGUCAUCAGUCCAGAUACAUUUACAGCUUAUUCAUCAUGUUACUACAAUACUUUGUACCAUUAUUCAUCUUAAUGUGUACUUACACUCAUAUAGGCUACAUGAUUUGGAUAAAACAGCCCCCCGGAGAGGCUGACAGCACUCGGGAUAUGCGGAUAGCCUCUUCUAAAAGAAAGACCUCUAUUUAUUAUAUUAUUCAAGCAGAUGAAGUAAAGGCUGAUUAA
Messenger RNA from Mytilus californianus (California mussel), 372 nucleotides. Its product is annotated as RYamide receptor-like. The record is from RefSeq and is a predicted model, not a curated record. The coding region runs from base 1 to 372 and encodes 123 amino acids. Gene Ontology annotation, molecular function: neuropeptide receptor activity; neuropeptide binding. Gene Ontology annotation, cellular component: plasma membrane; neuron projection. The transcript is spliced from 4 exons. Gene Ontology annotation, biological process: G protein-coupled receptor signaling pathway. Lineage: Eukaryota; Metazoa; Mollusca; Bivalvia; Mytilida; Mytilidae.